Messenger RNA from Neocloeon triangulifer, 2322 nucleotides. RefSeq lists its product as uncharacterized. The coding region runs from base 640 to 1785 and encodes 381 amino acids. NCBI's taxonomy places the organism in Eukaryota, Metazoa, Arthropoda, Insecta, Ephemeroptera, Baetidae. The transcript has 6 exons. The record is from RefSeq and is a predicted model, not a curated record.
AGAGAAUCGUGGCCGAGAGAAAGGGCGUCGGCGCCGCGCGGCGAUCGGCGCCAGGGGUGGCUCGGCGCCGCCUCGAUCGUGCACCAGUUUCAUACUCACAUUUCUACCGCAGUUGCGGACAUUUUCAAGGCUAAACGAGACGGGCUGACUCGCCGUCGGAGGCCAUUCACCCGGGCGAGAGGGCGGCCAGCGGCCAACGGAACGGUUCGGCGCCGACGGAAGGGGCCAAGCGUUGGCCCGGGCCGCGGGAUUGUCAACGAAAAUAGGCGAAAUGAACGCAGUCCCGUCCGGCGACAAGGUGUGAAAUCAUGAAGGACUAGAAGGAAACUGAGUCUGCGCCAUUCGGCCGCUGGCCGCUAGAUGGCCGCUGGGACGAGCGGAUUUUUCCACGGCGACGACAGCGCCGCCGGUGGAGUGUUUCCGAAGCAGGGGAGGCGCUGAUUGUGAGAUUUUAUUAUUCCGAAUCCGAACGCACCGGCGGACUGACGUGCGAAGGUGUUUUACUGUAAUUUUCAAGUGUUGAUGUGUUUUUCACGUGUAUGUCGCGAUGUCUGCCGAUAACGAGUGGCCAACCAUCAGAGGCUGAGGAUUUAACCCUGCAGGGACGAGGAAAAUGUAGUUUGUGUGUGUUGGAAUAAUAUGGGCAGCGAGAAAUUCGUCUUUCUUGGAUUAGUGCUGCUCGCAAUCCUGCUAGUCUCCACAGCUGCUCCGGACAACUUGACUGAAGAAUCGAGCAAUGUGACCUCCGAGGGGCCAAAGGGCGCCAACUCAACGACCCCUGGCCCACCCCGCAGCGGACAACGCAGUCUCGGCUCGUGCACGCCGGGAUGUCUGCGUUGCGAGGUGUCGGGCUGCUUCAAGUGUGCAGGGGUCAUCGUCCACGGCAGCCGUGAAUGCAGGGCCGAGUGCCCUCCUGGUUACCGCCAGCAAUGGUCCUCACUAGUCGACUACAUGGGUCUCCUGUGCAUUGAGAGCACAAUGGUCGGCGCGGGAUGGUUGGGUGGAUGGGUGACCGGCGGCCAGGAGCUGACCGUCCUCAUCGGCGUGGCCUGUGGCUCGAUGCUGUGCGUGCUGGUGCUCGCGGCCGCCUGUGGCUUCGUCACGUACCGACGGGCCAAAAUGAGACGGUCGCCGGUCGCGCCCGCCAUUCGCAGCAGCAGGUGCGACCCACCAGCCAUGGGACAAUCUGCUGCCAGCCAGCAACAAUGGCUCACGCCCCAAGAGCUGCAACUGCGAAGAGAGUUCGCCAAACAAGUGGGCGCCCUUCGACCAGAGGCUCCCGUUUUCUUAGCCAUGCUGAACGACACGAGACGCAAAGUGCGUGAACUGUAUCGUCCGAACGGCACCGACUCGAGAUCAAAGGCCUACAGGACGGUUCUGCGUGACCUGACCCGCAUUCUCACCCUCCUGAACCGGAAAGAGGCGCGUUUAGGGGCGCCGCCUCCAGACUGGGACACCCUUCUGGACUGGGCAGAACGCUCUCUACGACGCUAUAAAAAGAGCGUCAGCAAUGAAGGGGUUGGGAGCGCCUGUGGCUCUGGCGCCACUUCCUCGUCCGCCUCAUCGACGCCUACCUCAAGUCAUGCCCUCAAUCAGCACCAUCCAAAUUAUGGAGGUCCGGACGGCAACUUAUCUGACAACGAAGACACCAAAGGUUGUGAGUCAAUCGAAAUACCAGCCCUGCUACAAAAUGCCUCCGAGUGGUCACAGAACUCGCUCUACUUCUACGAAAGCUACUACCCCUUGGGCUUCAGACCUCAAGACGAAAUCACCACAGAACUAUAAAGUGGCAAUUUUUAUUAUACUUUCGUCGAAAUUCAUUGUGCCUUUUUCUCUUUACGUCCAAUGAUAAAAUUUACUCCAUAUUAUUACACUGAACGAAAGUCAAUUAUUUUAAUCUGACGAUAGGUUGUUACUGCAGUGCAUUGGUUGUUCUUAUAAAAGUGAACUGCAUUUAAAGUUAUUACUGGUUGUAAAAAAAAAACAGGAGUGCCUUGGCAGGAUAAAUAUAUGUAAAUAUAUUUCCAACAAACGAUAAAUAAUUAUUUCUAGUCACAAUUUGUUUUUAAAUUGUAAAUGUGCAGAGAUCAAUCGAAAAUAUUUAAAUAAAAAUUAUGGGCAUUUUUAGUAGUACAUAAUAUAGGAAAAGUGCUAUGUAAUUGCCCAAUAUAGUAAUUUUUCAGGCUAAUUUCAGCUAGAUUUUUUUCUACCAUUAAUGAGAUAAAGUAUAAAUGUAAGCCAAAAUUAGCAAAGUAAUUCAACCGUAAGUACCGUAACAUAGCAUUGUAUUUUGCAAUAAGACAAAUAAAAGAAAACUGUAAA